This is a messenger RNA of Pecten maximus, 2753 nucleotides long. RefSeq lists its product as uncharacterized. The record is from RefSeq and is a predicted model, not a curated record. NCBI's taxonomy places the organism in Eukaryota, Metazoa, Mollusca, Bivalvia, Pectinida, Pectinidae. The transcript has 2 exons. The coding region runs from base 340 to 1401 and encodes 353 amino acids.
UAAUAUGGCGGUAUGUGGACUUGUAAACGGGACUUAAUACACUUCACUUUUGUCAUCACGUGUCCCUGAGGAAUAUGGUAUAAAUGUUUGGACUUCCUACAACAACAGUUUUCCGAUGAUUUGGUCUGGAUUAUCAUUAUCAUUUACUAUAUAACACCAAUUUGUUGGGUCAGGCAUGAUAGGCAAGAUGGCGGACAACAGACAUGGAUAUGGAGUGCGACUACCAUGACUAUUUUAGGCGGCCUGUCAUAUGACGUCACAUUGCAACUAACAUGGACAAAUAUAAAACUAUGUAUAAAAGUUAAAUUAUAAAAUGUCGGAAAUAACAAAGAUACAGGAAUGAUGUUUUCUUCGCCGAAAAAAAUAUUAGUCUCCAAGCGGAACAAUCAGUAUGGGAUACCACCAAACGGGAUUCCCCCACAGGGGAUACCACCAAACGGGAUUCCCCCACAGGGGAUACCACCAAACGGGCUUCCUCCACAGGGGAUACCACCAAACGGGCUUCCCCCACAGGGGAUACCACCAAACGGGCUUCCCCCACAAGAGACACAACCAAAAAAUAUUACUCAACAGGGGAUACCACCAAACGGACUUUCCUCAAACAGUUUACCAACACACGGGAUACCCCCAAACAGGAUGCAUCAACAUGGGAUGCCCCUACACAGUUCAUUAGAAAGGGACGGAUUUCCGGUCACGAGAAGAAGGAACGGAUCUGGACAUAGGUUAAGAGAAAAGGAUAAAAUCAAACGCCAUGUAUUUAAUACUAAUGAUUCUAUUCCUACGCUCCGAGAGGUUGAUGAAAACAGACCGGAAACCCCCAUUGUUGGGACACGUCGUGAGCGUUACAAACUGGCAAUGGAUGGCAAAACCGGAAAUGGACGUCCAAUCGUACCACGUGAUACACAGGAAGUAUAUUCCUCAAAUGGAAUGUAUAAAAGAAUGCUAGCCACGACUCCUUCCAACCUUGUCCGGUCUGGGAAGAGCGGAAGUAGGUGUCCCACGCCCGUGCCCUUUGACCAGCCUCUGACAAGACUGUGCUGGGACAACGGAGGUAACAAGGAUCUGGAUACCGAGGACGAAGACAGCUAUCCGUACAACACAUCGAGGAUACCAUUCACGCCUAGGAACCAAGUAACUAACCCUCUCUUCCGGAAUCUGAAGCAUAUCAACGACGUCACUGUGGCGGAUAUUGAAGAUAUUCAUGAGUUUGAGAAAAGCACAGAACAUUUGAACUUGACUCAAAAAGUCCUUAAUUCGUACUUUCGGAAAAAGUUGGAUUGUACACAGAGAAUUGUAAAAUGGUUGGUAGACUGUGAGGAAAAAUCUAAUUUGUCGUCACUUCCGGCCCACCUACCAGCCAUAUCGUAUAGGAACACUAGUGCGCAUGCUCGCCAUGAGUAAGUCAGACGUUCGAAUGAUAUUAUAACUGAUGAGUGUAAAUGCCAUACAGCUUUGUUGAGCGCUAGUUCACGUCAUUGAUCACCCAGUUGUGUCGGCUCAUACUGCGCACGCGUUAACAUGUUUUUAUUUAUAAAGUUUACAGACUCAGCAUGUGCAUGGUUCUUGGUAAUACAUUGUAUGUUAUGUACUUAAGUCGCGUGCUUUGAAAUAAUUGUGGUUGAUAGAGGGUUUGUGUCUGUCUUCCUUGUUACACUUCCACAAAACGUCUAUAUACUUUUGAUUUAAUGUACGACUAUUGUUUUCUUGUGUACAAUGAUGACAUUAUAACCCCAUAUGGACAUCUGGUGAAAUAGUCCCAUUGUCUUCAUAUCAGACGUGUAUUGCAAUCAUAGAUACUUGAACGAGUAAACGGUUGACCGUCCACUUUCUAGACACGGGUGUGAUUUCCAUCGUCGGUGUGAUAAUUCAGUUGGGAAAUAUCAAUAAAUGUCAGUCAUACUUUCAAAAGUUACGGGAAAACAUUUAAACACGUGCUACAAAUAAUAUAUGUCUGUGUCCGUCACACAUUGAUACUUACUCUGAUAAAACCAUUACGCUAAAAUGAAAUUAUCAUAUUUUAUGAUUGACAGAUAAGUGUAACGUACCUGUAUGGACAUGCUGACUCAUCCAGCUUGUUUCUCGGCAUACGCCAUUCUUGAUCAUUGUAAUACAAAGUGUACCACAUUUUGUACUUGACUUGUAAACAUUACAUGCUACAUGCACACUGUACUUGUAUGAUUCUGUGACGAAAGAACUUGUUCUACAUUCACGGGGGAUAAGCAUCCAAUACGGCGCAGGUCGAAAACGGUGAAUUAUCAAUGUUUUUCAACUUGAUAUGGCAUUCUGAGUUAGCGUUUCGAUAGUUGGUUCAAUAUACAUGUAAUCAUGAGCGGAUGAUUUAGCAAUACUUGGUGUAAUUAAGUUGAUAUUAAAAUCGUUAGUUUUGGCAUGAUGACGGUAACUGUGAGUCUAUGAUGCGAGUAUCUGAUGAAGUACAUUUGUAAUUUGAAAAAAAGAUGCGGGUAACUCCUAAACUGAAACAGUAACUGCAUGUGAUGAGCGUACGAAAUUUACAAAUUUAAAAAUCACGUUCCAUAUAGUAGCUAUAGAUGUAGAUAUACAUGUAGAUAGAUGAGCACGCUCGGGGUCGUUUAAAAUGAAUGAAUUCGGUAUAUAAACUUGUACACACCAUGAUUAUAACUACCAUUUAUGACUGAGACCACACAUCCCCGUCCCGUGGAGAUCAUUUCAAUUAACAAUGGUAUAAUAAGUACAGAUACAUUCGUGUUAUACACUUACGCAUAUCAACAUAC